AUGGAAAAUCUAACAACUCCUGGAAAGAUUGCAAGAAAAAGAGAUCGCGCAUGUCUGGCAGAGGUUUCACCUGAUGUGUUGUUUACAACCAGCGGUGCAUGGGUCAGUUGGUCCAGGGAAGGUUGUGCAAGUGAUGCUUGGAUGGCAACAGACGGUCAGAGUUUAAAAUUUAAACAGAAUUUUACUGCAGUUAAAGAAGCAGCUGGGAUCUUUGUGUGCGUCACAGACAAUAACAUAGUGAAACUUCUCAUUGUUAAAGACAAAGAUUUGGAGAUGGUCAUAACUCCAGAGACUUUAAUGGAUGGGCAGAACAUGACAAUCGACAUUUCUGGCAGCUAUUACAUGGGCAGUUCACAAGCCUCUCCAAACACAAUUACGAUAUUCAAUGGAGAGGAUCCAAUUGGUUCCUUCAAAGCUGAUUUCAAGAGUGAUUCAAAAUUAACUUCAUUUUAUAUUAGUACAACUCUUCAAGCUGAUUACAGAGCUACAAACAACUUCAAGUACGUGUGGUCUUUUAAGAAAAAUUCAGAUCUAGCAUUAUAUGAAGCAAGUUUCAAUUACACCAAACCAGUUAAAGUUUACAAGCCUGUUUCAGAUGUUAAAUUCAACAGCACUCAUACAUGCGUCGAUCGUUCGAUAACUUGCAACGGGGUUGGAGUGCCACCGCCAACAUAUAGCAUCUCAUGCAUUCCACAAGAUGAUGAUGGAAGUAGUAGCAGCAGCAACAGUCCUGUCACAUCAGAUACUAAUGUUUUGACUUUAACCGUGAGUGCUAACUUCACAAUCAUAAAUGACAUCAAUCAGGCAUUUUUAUUUAACAGGCGACCAGAUCCCAAAACCCUAUGGCAUUUUUAUUUAAUAGGCACUGAGACCACUGUAUUUGAAGAAGAUUACCACCGUGCUGACUUCAACUCAACUUAUUCCAUUUGUGACGACUACUAUGAUAGCAGUGAUAAUAAUACAUAUGCUACUGGUACUAAGAGUAAGGCUUUUUAUUUAAUAGACUACAGUGAGACCACUAAACCUAAAGAUGCAGAGAGAUCUGUAAAGAUUGGCAUUGGAGUUUGCGCCAGCCUCGUCCCGUUGUUGCUCACCAUUACUUAA
Molecule: messenger RNA, 1104 nt
Organism: Helobdella robusta
Lineage: Eukaryota; Metazoa; Annelida; Clitellata; Rhynchobdellida; Glossiphoniidae
Exons: 8
Coding region: 1-1104 (367 amino acids)
Source: RefSeq, a predicted model, not a curated record